UGCCCAGUUGGAUGAGACAGAAAGAGCUUUUGACCAAUUUUGGUCCAAGCAUCACCUAAAAUUAGAGCAGUGCUUGCAGCUCCGUCAUUUUGAACAGAAUUUCCGAGAGGUCAAAUUGGCACUGGACAACUUGAUGGAAGUGCAGGCAGCUUUCACAGAUAUUGGAGACAGUGUCUCUCGCGUGGAGCAUAUCCUGAAGGAGCAAAGACAGUUAGAAGAGAGAGGACAGGAACCUUUGGAGAAAGCCCAGUCCUUAGCUGUCCACGGAGAUCAGCUGAUCCAAAACAACCAUUAUGCAAUUGACUCCAUUAGACCAAAGUGUGUUGAACUCAGGCGCAUCUGUGAUGACUUUGCCAAUGAAACCAAGAAAAAAUAUGAUAUCUUGGGGAAAUCCCUCGAAUUACACAGACAGUUAGAUAAGGCUAGCCAGUGGGGUGAAGCUGGAAUCUACCUCUUAGCUUCCCAGGCUGUAGACAAAUGCCAGACACAAGAGGGAGCUGAAACUGCACUUUGUGAGAUAGUUAAGUUUCUGGAAACCCUAAAAGACCACCAGCUGCUGAAUGCCAAGGAGUUCUACAACCAGUUUGAUAUGAUUCUUACCCCAGAAAUAAAGAGCAAUGCCCAAAGAGUUCUACAGAAACUAGAAGAUGUACGAGAAAUGUUUGAGAAGAGACAAGUCAGCCUGAAGAAGUUGGCAGCAAAGCAGACCCGGCCAGUGCAGCCCGUUGCCCCUCAUCCCGAGUCAUCCCCCAAGCGAGCCUCUCCUAAAACCGUCCGUCCUGCCCCGUUGGCUACCAACAGAAGAUCGGUAGAAAUUCCUAGCCCUCCAAAAUCCAUCUCUGAUGCAGACUUGUCAAAAAAGAAAAGUGUAAAGAAGGCUAAAGGUGGAAUUAAGAUUGAAGUGAUGCAUGAAGCGAGUCAGGGAGGCUCCAGCAGAGUCUUGGUAAUAAGUGAAAGUGAAGAAAAUCUUUCCACUAGGAGAAGCCAUAUAAUAAAUGAACUCAUAGAAACUGAACGGGCUUACGUAGAAGAACUUCAAAGCAUAAUUGAGGGCUAUGCAUCAGAAAUGGACAACCCUGAUUUAAUUCACUUGAUCCCAGCCAUAGUUUCAAACAAGAAGGAAGUUCUUUUUGGAAAUCUCUCAGAAAUCUAUGAAUUUCAUAACAGAAUCUUCCUCAAGGAGCUGGAAAACUGCAUAGAAAAACCUGAGCUUCUGGGCUGGUGCUUUUUAAAAAGAAAAGAAGAUCUCCAGAUCUAUGAAAAAUAUUGUCAAAACAAGCCAAAGUCAGAAGCUCUUUGGAGGCAGUGUGGAGACAGCCAAUUUUUUCAGGAGUGUCAGAGGAAAUUAGACCAUAAACUCUCCCUUGAUGCUUAUCUUUUAAAGCCGGUCCAGAGGAUUACCAAGUACCAGUUACUUUUGAAGGAAAUGUUAAAAUGCAGCAAGAAUUCUGAAGGCACCGCUGAACUUGAAGAAGCUCUAGCAACAGUUCUUGAUAUCAUCAAGUCGGCGAAUGAUUCCAUGCACCAGAUAGCCAUUACGGGCUAUGAGGGAGAUGUGCAUGAACUCGGUAAAUUGCUCCUUCAGGGCUCCUUCAGUAUCUGUACGGAUCACAAGAAGGGACACAACAAAGUAAAAGAUUUGGCCAGGUUCAAACCAAUGCAGAGGCAUCUCUUCUUAUAUGCAAAAAUCCUACUUUUUUGCAAGAAACGUGAAGAAAACACAGAUGGUCAUGAGAAGUCUCCAUCGUACAGCUUUAAAAAUUCUUUGAAGAUGAGCACUGUUGGCAUUACUGAAAACGUCAAAGGUGAUAAUAAGAAAUUUGAGAUCUGGUACAAUGGCAGAGAAGAGGUCUAUAUCAUUCAGGCAGCGUCUAUGGAAUUGAAGAACACCUGGGUGUCAGAGAUUAGGAAAGUCCUAACAGGACAGCUGGAAGCUUGCAGAGAAGCAAGCCAGCUUCACCAAAGAAUCACAGAGAGCGUAUAUCACGCACCAAUGAAUGCAUCCAACUCCUCCAGGUAUGGCAGAAAAUCGAUGAGUUUGUGCGAAAAUAAAUCUGAACUCUCAAGCUUGGAGACGUCCAACAACCGGGACCGGAACGUGAGCCCCAGCACCAGGCAGAAAAGAGAUCCAGAGUCUAAAGAGAGAGAUGUUCCCCGUCGCUUUUCCUUGGCUUCCUCCAUCAACACCACAACUAACACAUCUGGUCUAACCAAAGGUCCCCUUGUUCCUGUAGUUAAAGUCAAGAGGCAUGAAAUCAAAAGUGAUCCAACUCCUCUGGGCUUUGAAGAUGCCUUUCAAAGCACCCUCUUUGCUCAAGCUAAGUCCAAUGCUGUUUCCUCUACGAGAUCGGUACCCAGAUCAGCUUCACAGACAGGAUGGCCUAGCAGACAGAUGCCGUCGCUAGAUACUUUUGAGGAUUUUGAAGCCAUUCCAUCCAGCGCAGAGGACCUUUCAAACUCUUCAGAUUUGGAGGAAGAUAGCCACCCUUCUCAUGGAUCCAAUCUAUACCGGGUAGAAGGGAGUUUUGACACUUGCUUCCCAGACUCUCUCACCCUAGAGGAUGGAGAUCUAGUGCAGUUUAUUCAGGAAGGCGAGAAUGGGCAAUGGUUAGUGAAGAAGCUGGUUUCGGAGAAAACAGACUGGAUACCUUCCAGUCUGUUACAACCAGUAGAAGGUGAAGCCCACAGCAUCUGCAGUAUCAGCAAUUCAGAUGUCUACAGCGAUAUGCACAGCACUGCAUCCACAAACUCAGAUAUGAAGGUGGGGGAGCUAAACAGAAGCUUAACAGCUGGACAGAAAGCUGGAAGCUGAGCACACCGGGAAGCGUUUCCUCAGGGCUCAAUCUUCUCUGUUUACCUGCCGAUGCUGGACCAAAUUGCCUUUUCCCCAAACUCUGGAUUUCAGAAUUCAAUAUUUUGUC
Messenger RNA from Candoia aspera, 2921 nucleotides. It is a transcript of the gene MCF2L2, whose product is annotated as MCF.2 cell line derived transforming sequence-like 2. The transcript has 25 exons. Gene Ontology annotation, molecular function: protein binding; guanyl-nucleotide exchange factor activity. Bases 134 to 2812 code for a protein of 892 amino acids. NCBI's taxonomy places the organism in Eukaryota, Metazoa, Chordata, Lepidosauria, Squamata, Candoiidae. Gene Ontology annotation, cellular component: cytoplasm. Gene Ontology annotation, biological process: intracellular signal transduction. The record is from RefSeq and is a predicted model, not a curated record.